AUGCGUUGGACUCCUGUUGUACUAGCCACCCUUGCAGGGCUACAAGCAGCUCAUGCUCACGACGAGGAUGAAGUUCCUCACCCCAAUAUGGUGUUGCCACGUCUUCGCGACGUGGACGAGCUGAGACAGAGACGGAAUGCUUUUGAGCCCUGGAACCCGCCUACGGUAGCCAACAAACCACGCGCGGAUCGCGUGAAGCUCAGCCCUCGCCAGACGUCAUCAAUCCCGUUGGGAGACAACUCGCAGUGUGGAGGAACAUAUGGCAGGUGGUGUGGUCAGAGUGAAGAAUACUGCGCGUCCCCCGAUUGCCAGAUCAACUAUGGUCCUGCAUGCGACGGUAACGAGAAGCCCAAUGGUCCGGAUACCUCAAACUACGCAAGGCCAAAGAACGGUGACAUUCCCUACGGUGGCGUUGGCAUUUACGCCUGCGUUAACCAGGGUGAUGUGGCCAUCACAUACGACGACGGUCCUUACAUCUACACUGCUGCCAUGUUGGAUGCCUUCAAGGCUCAUGGUGCCGUCGCUACUUGGUUCAUCACGGGCAACAACAUCGGCAAGGGUAUGAUCAAUGUCAACUACCGUGAUGUCAUCACACGAAUGAUUGCCGAUGGUCACCAGGUUGCCAGCCACACAUGGUCCCACGAGAACCUGGAUCAGAUGACGCUGGCGCAGCGCAAGAACCAGAUGGUCUACAACGAGAUCGCCUUCAUGGACAUUCUCGGCUUCUUCCCUACCUAUAUGCGUCCGCCUUACUCUAUCUGCGGAGCCGAGUGCCAGGGACAGAUGGCCGACCUGGGCUACCACAUCACCUACUUCGAUCUCGACACCCAGGGUUACCUACACACCCCGGCCGACCAGAUCCAGUUCAGCGUGAACCUGUGGGACCAAGCCAUGCAGGCUCGCACGCCUUGCAACGGCAGCUACCUGCACAUCGAGCACGACAUCCACCAGUACAUCGCCACGACCCUGACAAACCACAUUCUCGACUCCGUCGUCGCCAACGGCUGGAACGCCGUCACCGUCGGCACCUGCCUUGGUGACCCCCCAGAGAACUGGUACCGCGGUGCCGUCCCGGCCUACAACUUCAAGAUCACCCCCGUCAGCUCAAAGGUCUGCUCCAGCACGUCCAGCUCCUCGUCCAGCUCGACCAAGACGUCUUCGUCUACCCGCACCUCCUCCGCGACCUCCACCUCGACGGCCGUCUCCACCAACGGACAGUGCGGUUCCACCGUUGGCUUCACCUGCCAGGGCUCCGCCUACGGUAACUGCUGCUCUGGCGCAGGAUGGUGCGGCUCCAGCUCCGUCUACUGCGGCACGAGCUGCCAGUCCAAGUACGGCACCUGCGGAAGCUCAGCAUCCAAUACUACU
Molecule: messenger RNA, 1368 nt
Organism: Colletotrichum acutatum
Lineage: Eukaryota; Fungi; Ascomycota; Sordariomycetes; Glomerellales; Glomerellaceae
Product: chitin recognition protein
Exons: 3
Biological process (GO): carbohydrate metabolic process
Molecular function (GO): hydrolase activity, acting on carbon-nitrogen (but not peptide) bonds; chitin binding
Source: RefSeq, a predicted model, not a curated record